Molecule: messenger RNA, 1754 nt
Organism: Telopea speciosissima
Lineage: Eukaryota; Viridiplantae; Streptophyta; Magnoliopsida; Proteales; Proteaceae
Product: pheophorbide a oxygenase, chloroplastic
Exons: 8
Coding region: 1-1611 (536 amino acids)
Cellular component (GO): chloroplast thylakoid
Molecular function (GO): pheophorbide a oxygenase activity; 2 iron, 2 sulfur cluster binding; chlorophyllide a oxygenase activity
Source: RefSeq, a predicted model, not a curated record
AUGAAGCUUUACGUUUCUUCCCAUAUUAAUUCUCCAAUAAAAUCUCAAAACCUCCUCAUCACAAGCAUAAUCAGUUGCAACGGUGACUGCAAGAACAGAAGAAGAGCUAGUGGCAGAGCUCUCCGCCUUCCACUGUGUCGUGUGGGCGUGGCACCUCCUCCAACACCUGUCCCAUCCGCCGAGGAAGAGUCGAGCUUAGGAGAAGUGGAGGAGGAAAAGGAGGAGGAGGAGUCCUCAUCCUCCAAGUUCUCUUGGAGAGACCACUGGUACCCUGUGUCACUGAUUGAAGACCUAGAUCCUCGCCUCCCAACCCCUUUUCAACUCCUCGGCCGCGACAUCGUUCUAUGGAAAGAUAGACUCACCGGCGAUUGGGUCGCCUUCGACGACAAAUGCCCUCACCGACUCGCUCCCCUCUCUGAAGGACGGAUCGACGAGGAUGGUAACUUGCAGUGUUCUUACCAUGGAUGGUCUUUUGACCGUUGUGGAUCUUGCGUUCGUAUCCCUCAGGCAUCGACCCAAGGCCCUGAGGCUCGAGCCGUUCGGUCUCCGAGGUCGUGCGCUACAAGGCUUCCGACCCUCGUCUCUCAGGGGCUGCUCUUCGUUUGGCCCGACGAGAAUGGCUGGGACAAAGCUUCUGCCACCAAGCCUCCCAUGUUGCCAGAUGACUUCACCGAUCCUGCGUUUUCGACAGUGACAAUCCAAAGAGAUCUGUUUUAUGGCUAUGACACUCUCAUGGAGAAUGUUUCAGAUCCAUCCCAUAUUGAUUUUGCACAUCACAAGGUCACAGGGAGAAGGGACAGAGCAAAGACUUUGCCAUUUAAGUUGGAGUCCAGUGGUGUUUGGGGCUUUGCUGGUGCAAAUGAGGGGAACCCACGAAUUAGUGCUAAAUUUGUUGCACCUUGUUAUUAUAUAAAUAAGAUAGAAAUAGACACAAAGCUCCCUAUAUUUGGCGAUAAAAAAUGGAUAAUAUGGAUUUGUUCCUUCAAUAUACCAAUGGCACCAGGGAAGACUCGUUCAAUUGUUUGUAGUGCUAGAAACUUUUUCCAGCUCACAAUGCCUGGCCCUGCCUGGUGGCAGGUAGUCCCUAGAUGGUAUGAGCACUGCACUUCAAACAAGGUCUAUGAUGGUGACAUGAUUGUACUCAAGGGUCAGGAGAAGAUCUUCCUCUCAAAAUCCAUGGAGGAUUCGGCUGAUAUUAACAAGCAGUACUCAAAAAUCACAUUCACGCCCACCCAAGCAGAUCGUUUUGUCUUGGCAUUUCGGAAUUGGUUGCGGCGACAUGGAAACAGUCAACCUGAAUGGAUUGGCAUCAUUAAUCAACAACCUUUGCCAUCUACAAUCUUAUCUAAGCAUCAGAUGUUGGAUAGAUUUGAGCAGCACACUCUUAAGUGCUCGUCGUGUAAAGGAGCUUAUGAUGCAUUCCAAUUGUUACAGAAAGUGCUGGUGAGUGUGACUGUAUUGUGCUGCGCAACAGCAGGGAUUCCUUCAGAGAUGAAGCUACGUAUUAUUAUCGGUGUGCUUGCACUCGUGAGUGCUGGUUUGGCUUAUGCCUUGCAUGAACUCCAAAAGAAUUUUGUAUUCAUAGAUUAUGUACACUCUGAGAUUGAAUAACUGAAGAAAAAGGAGUAAUGAAACUGAGGAAAAGAAUGUAAAGAAUGUAAUAAAGGGCACGAAACUAGUUCACGAUGUGUCUUGCAUUGCAGUAGAAUUAGUUAGAAUUACAAGUUGUAUAUAUGUUGUUGCAGUCAUAGUAU